Molecule: messenger RNA, 1386 nt
Organism: Folsomia candida
Lineage: Eukaryota; Metazoa; Arthropoda; Collembola; Entomobryomorpha; Isotomidae
Product: cyclopropane-fatty-acyl-phospholipid synthase
Exons: 2
Coding region: 57-1262 (401 amino acids)
Biological process (GO): lipid biosynthetic process
Source: RefSeq, a predicted model, not a curated record
UUAAUUUCAAUCGCACCGGAGAACUUGCCCUGAAAGGUUGCAAAAAUUUUGCAAACAUGGAUUUUUUAAUUACAGGAUUCCUCCACUUGUUAGAUUUUCUUAUCGUUUUUUGCGAAUUUAGUUUAUACAUCGUUUUCAUCCCUUUUACCCCGAUUAUCCGAUUUAUUGCGAAAAAAAUCCUGGCGAAAUUUAACAUACGAAUUAACGGGGAUAAAAAAUGUGAUAUUGUAAUAACUGACUGGCGGGCGUAUGCAUACAUCGCGUCGCACGGGAUGGUGGGGGCGACGGACGCGUGGGGAAAAUUUGGGUGGUGGAGGCCGAAUAAUUUAGACAAUUUGACCCAUCAAUUAUUCCUGAAUGUGGGGCUGCUCAAGAAAUUUAGAUUUUUGGAGCCAGGCCCCUUCUUCCCGUUGUACCACUUGAGAUGGGAUGUGUUCAAUAUUCAGAGUAAAGAGAGGGCCAGUACGUUUUGCAAUUAUGCGUAUAACUUGGGCAAAGAUUUUUUCUCCACCUUCCUGGAUCCUAAUCUUCUCUACUCGAUCCCGUACUACGCCCGCGGUGCGAAAAAUUUUGACGAAGCGCAAAUCCACAAAAUGGAAUUUCACGCCGAAAAACUUCAACUUUCCCCCGGCAUGCGGGUACUCGAUUUAGGCUGCGGAUUCGGCGGGAUGAGUCGCUUCCUCGCAGAAAAACAUGACGUUAAUGUCGUCGGGAUAACAAAUUCGUCCGAAAUGGCGGCUCACGCCAAGGAAAUGUGCGGGCAUCUCAAAUCCGUCGAAAUUCAAGAGGUUGACUGGCGGGAUUUAAAGGAACCCGGGAAAUUUGAUAGGAUCAUCGGAAUUGAGAUAAUGUUCCACGUCGGGAGACACAAUUUGAACGAAUUUUUCAGAAAAUUACACACCUGGCUGAAACCCGGCGGGAUUUGUGUGCUGCAAGAUUUCUCGGUGAGACCGGGACAACCCAAGUCGAUGCGAUUCAUGCAGAAAAUUUUCCCUGGGCACUGCAUUCUCGGGCUGAAUGAAAUUUUCUCCAUUUCCGAGAAAUAUUUCAGUCUGGAGAGUUACACCGAUAUGACGGAGGACAUGGCAAAAUGCGGGCCGGAAAUGGCGCAGCGGUUGAGGAAGAAUUGGGGCAAUGUGAAGUAUGACAAUGCGGUUUUUAUAGAGCAUGAAAUAUUUUUUGGAACAGCGGGAUAUUUGGGAGGUACCGGAGUAUUUACGGUGCAACAAAUGGUGUUUAAAAAAUUGAAGAUUCCAUUUUGAUAUUGUUGUAUUUAUGUAAAUCAAUAUAUUUUCGAUGAGAUUAGAAUAGCCGAAAAUUUGAUGAAAUUAUAAAAAAUUGAGGAACAAUAAAUUGUCGUAUGUUGAUGCUUUCCAGUGCUAAAAA